CUACAAACAAAGUACACCGACCUUCUUUCUCUCUCUGCCUCGGUUUGUUUUCGUUUUAAAGAGACAAAAAAGUGGUAGAGAACGUAGAAAAAGAGCGAGAGUAUAAAUAUCACGUGCCCCACGACUAAGCAAAAACAGCGAGGCUCUGCCAUGGAUUCCGCCGCCAAAUCCACCGCAUUCACCCCCGAUUGGAUCUCCGACUCAAUAAACGGUGGAUCCUUGUGUCACGUCGACCUUGAUACCGGAACCAACGGCUGGGCCUCACCUCCCGGUCAUCUAUUCUCUCUCCGUUCCGUUAACUACCUCACUAAACGACAAAAAUCCCCCGCCGGAGAAUACCUACUCGCUCCGCUCGGGAUGGACUGGCUCAAGUCAACUUCUAAGGUCGACAACGUACUCGCCCGACCUGACAACCGUGUUUCUCACGCGCUCAGAAAGGCGCAAUCCCUAGGCAAAUCCAUGAAAAGCUUUAUUUUCGCAGUAAAUCUUCAAGUUCCCGGCAAAGAUCAUUAUAGCGCCGUGUUCUAUUUCGCUACCGAGGAUCCUAUCCCUCCCGGCUCUUUACUUUACCGAUUCAUUAACGGCGAUGAUGCGUUCAGGAACCAACGGUUCAAGAUCGUCAACCGGAUUGUCAAAGGACCGUGGAUCGUCAAAAAGGCGGUGGGCAAUUACGCCGCCUGUUUGUUAGGUAAAGCUUUGACCUGCAAUUACCAUAGAGGACCUAAUUAUUUGGAAAUUGAUGUAGAUAUCGCCAGCUCGGCAAUCGCUAAUGCGAUUUUGCACCUCGCAUUGGGAUACGUGACGAGCGUAACGAUCGAUAUGGGAUUUCUGGUGGAAGCGCAGACCGAGGAUGAGUUGCCGGAAAAAUUGAUCGGUGCCGUUAGGGUUUGCCAGAUGGAGAUGUCGUCGGCGAUUGUGGUUGACGCUCUCACGCCGUCAUCGAUUCAGACGACAAAUGAUGUAACGAGGUUAAUCUUCACAACAACAACAAACUCAUUUUCUUUCUUUAAUUUAAAAUUCAAUAAUUUCUUUUUUUUUUUCAGUAUGUGAUUCCCUUUGGAUUAAUGAGUAUA
Messenger RNA from Hibiscus syriacus, 1073 nucleotides. Its product is annotated as protein ENHANCED DISEASE RESISTANCE 2-like. Lineage: Eukaryota; Viridiplantae; Streptophyta; Magnoliopsida; Malvales; Malvaceae. The coding region runs from base 151 to 1050 and encodes 299 amino acids. The transcript has 2 exons. The record is from RefSeq and is a predicted model, not a curated record.